GAAGGAUAAUUCGUCUGCGUCAGUUAUAACAACGCGUUAUAGAUGUUUGUUUGUGUUUCGUAAAAUCGUUUAUCGAGUCACAAUUAUGCGAAAAAUGUUUAAAUAUAUGUGCAUGUGUGUUUCAUCACAGUUUCAUCAGAAGUAAAAAAACACAAUAUUUAUUAUGAAUUCACAAAUGUCAUUUGCUAGAAGAAGAAAGGAGAGAGAGAAAAACUAUUUUUCAGAUUAGACUAACAUUGGCCAUGCAUAAAGACAUGAGGCUGCGUAGUAGUGCACUCAUUGCAGCAGGCUUAGGCCUCGCUGCCAUCGGUUUUACCGGACGAUAUGUUCUCAAAAGGAUGCCACAGCUAUCUCAAAGAAUGGCAGAAGCUUAUAAGAAUAUCCCAAAAUUAGAUUCGCAGUCAUUAGCAAAUAGUAAAUAUUACAAGGGAGGCUUUGAAUCUAAAAUGACUAGGCGAGAAGCCAGUUUAAUAUUAGACGUAUCACCAACGGCAAAUAAAGUAAAAGUAAAACAGCAAUUCAAGAAGAUAAUGGCUGUAAAUCAUCCCGAUAAAGGAGGAUCACCGUACAUAGCAGCAAAAAUUAAUGAAGCGAAGGACUUGCUAGAAAAAUGAUUUAUGUAUUAACUAGAUACAGACGUAGAGGUAUUGUACAUGAGAUUCACAUUACAGCCAGCUUGUAAAUUUGAUUUCGUUAAGUAAACACUUCGUGUACAUAUUUUAGCAACAUAAUGUGAUCUUAUAUUUCAUUUAGUUUGUAUAAAUAAACAUAUUCAUACAUA
Molecule: messenger RNA, 781 nt
Organism: Ceratina calcarata
Lineage: Eukaryota; Metazoa; Arthropoda; Insecta; Hymenoptera; Apidae
Product: mitochondrial import inner membrane translocase subunit TIM14
Exons: 3
Coding region: 243-614 (123 amino acids)
Biological process (GO): protein import into mitochondrial matrix
Cellular component (GO): PAM complex, Tim23 associated import motor
Molecular function (GO): ATPase activator activity
Source: RefSeq, a predicted model, not a curated record